Messenger RNA from Colletotrichum aenigma, 381 nucleotides. RefSeq lists its product as uncharacterized. Lineage: Eukaryota; Fungi; Ascomycota; Sordariomycetes; Glomerellales; Glomerellaceae. The record is from RefSeq and is a predicted model, not a curated record. Bases 1 to 381 code for a protein of 126 amino acids. The transcript has a single exon.
AUGGUAUUUGAACCCCGUGUUCAAGACUGUUCUGGGUGCAGAGGACGGCUUCUCGAAUCUCUUUGUUCCAACCACCCUUUAUUCUCUGCAGACCACUUUCUCGGCGUCCUCAAGGACGAUGCUCCUCCUUUUCUUGACUUUUUUCGUCUCCUCUCUUCUCCGGCUCACAGCGACAAGCCCAUUUGUGGCGUUUAUGCCCUUCUCAUAGAGAAGAUCGGUUGCCCGGCGAAGCUCUACGUUGGAUCUGGUACGAGUGCGUCCCAUGGUGUCUUCUCUCGGCUCGUAGACUAUGACAACGAGAAUAGCACCAACCUACCAGACCUCGUCCGCAAAGCCAUCAAGGAUGGCUAUACUAUCACUCGUGCGGGUCUACUUUGCUAG